This is a messenger RNA of Cordyceps fumosorosea ARSEF 2679, 774 nucleotides long. RefSeq names its product Zinc finger domain-containing protein, CCHC-type. The transcript is spliced from 2 exons. NCBI's taxonomy places the organism in Eukaryota, Fungi, Ascomycota, Sordariomycetes, Hypocreales, Cordycipitaceae. Bases 1 to 774 code for a protein of 257 amino acids. The record is from RefSeq and is a predicted model, not a curated record. Gene Ontology annotation, molecular function: zinc ion binding; nucleic acid binding.
AUGGCGCCCGACACACCAAAGGGAGCCUCUUCGAGGCUGUUGACCAUGAAAUUCAUGCAAAGGGCCAUCGCAUCGAACUCCGCACCGGCAUCUCCGGAAUCAGAACCCGGCUCGGCGAAGAAGAGGAAAUUAGAGCAUGGAUCGCCCGCAAGCAGACUCAGCAUGAACUUUGACCAGGCGUCAGUGGAUGCCGCUGUGCAAGCCCGGGAGGCCGCGCGCCAUGCGGCGCUUCAGCAGCAUGCGACGGGCGACACACACUGGGUUCUAAAGACAAAAUUCGAGAAGCCGACUACUGUGAAGCCCGCAAAGGUGGCACGGAAAAUAGUCUAUGUCGGGUAUGGUGAUAUUGACUCUGACAACGAUGAUGGCGAUGGAGCAGACGUCGCGGCGAAUGGGCGCACAUCAUCGAAGCCGAAGCCAAAGCCGAAGACUGAGAGAUCGCAAAAUCCAAGCGAUGACGAAUCAGGUGAUGAUUCCGGAGACGACUCGGACGACAGCGAGGACUCCAACCCAAGGAAACGCAAACAACCCGGCUCUCAGCAAAACCAAAGUAGAUCGCGUUCCAGGUCGCGUAACGCAGCAGACCCAAGAGCCAAGGACCUUCGAGACAAGCGUAGGAAGAAAGAUGUGCGGUCCAACAACAACAUCACGUCGAUUUCGGGAAGCAGCGACAAGGCGGCGAAGAGUAAAUCCAUGACUUGCUAUAACUGUCACCAAUCUGGUCAUAAGUCUUCUGACUGCCCCCGACGCAAGCCCGGCGGACGUAGCAAGUAA